Molecule: messenger RNA, 3513 nt
Organism: Gorilla gorilla gorilla (western lowland gorilla)
Lineage: Eukaryota; Metazoa; Chordata; Mammalia; Primates; Hominidae
Gene: KIF20A
Product: kinesin family member 20A
Exons: 19
Coding region: 582-3254 (890 amino acids)
Biological process (GO): mitotic spindle assembly; microtubule-based movement; spindle elongation
Cellular component (GO): nucleus; mitotic spindle; spindle microtubule
Molecular function (GO): plus-end-directed microtubule motor activity; microtubule binding; ATP binding
Source: RefSeq, a predicted model, not a curated record
GAGACGGUCUGGUAGGGCCGAAACCCUGGAAUUCUGGGAAAUAGUGUACCGGCGUUGGUUCGCGGUGCCUCCUGGGAAAUGUCGUUUUUCCCCUUGAGACAAAGCAAGCACCCUAAACCAGUUAUCCUGUGCACUCCUGUUAAGAUUGUUGCUAAGGAAGGACAGGAGUUGGCGGCUGAAGCCUCAAGAUUUCCUUUAGGCUUCUUAGGUAAGAAAUCUCUAAGGUUCAAGGAGAAAGGUUAAGUUGGAAGAAUCCCAGGCAAAAUAACUGCGAAUCCACGACAGUUGGUAACCCGGACCCACAUUAGAUCUGAGAGGUCAAGCGGAAGCGAACGACUGGAAUUCCAGUCAGGCCCGCCCCCUUUCCUUACGCGGAUUGGUAGCUGCAGGCUUCCCUAUCUGAUUGGCCGAACGAACGCAGCGCGUAAUUUAAAAUAUUGUAUCUGUAACAAAGCUGCACCUCGUGGGCGGAGUUGUGCUCUGCGGCUGCGAAAGUCCAGCUUCGGCGGCUAGGUGUGAGUGAGCCAGUACCCCAGGAGGAGCAAGUGGCACGUCUUCGGACCUAGGCUGCCCCUGCCGUCAUGUCGCAAGGGAUCCUUUCUCCGCCAGCGGGCUUGCUGUCCGAUGACGAUGUCGUAGUUUCUCCCAUGUUUGAGUCCACAGCUGCAGAUUUGGGGUCUGUGGUACGCAAGAACCUGCUAUCAGACUGCUCUGUCGUCUCUACCUCCCUAGAGGACAAGCAGCAGGUUCCAUCUGAGGACAGUAUGGAGAAGGUGAAAGUAUACUUGAGGGUUAGGCCCUUGUUACCUUCAGAGUUGGAACGACAGGAAGAUCAGGGUUGUGUCCAUAUUGAGAAUGUGGAGACCCUUGUUCUACAAGCACCCAAGGACUCUUUUGCCCUGAAGAGCAAUGAGCGGGGAAUUGGCCAAGCCACACACAGGUUCACCUUUUCCCAGAUCUUUGGGCCAGAAGUGGGACAGGCAUCCUUCUUCAACCUAACUGUGAAGGAGAUGGUAAAGGAUGUACUCAAAGGGCAGAACUGGCUCAUCUAUACAUAUGGAGUCACUAACUCAGGGAAAACCCACACGAUUCAAGGUACCAUCAAGGAUGGAGGGAUUCUCCCCCGGUCCCUGGCGCUGAUCUUCAAUAGCCUCCAAGGCCAACUUCAUCCAACACCUGAUCUGAAGCCCUUGCUCUCCAAUGAGGUAAUCUGGCUAGACAGCAAGCAGAUCCAACAGGAGGAAAUGAAGAAGCUGUCCCUGCUAAAUGGAGGCCUCCAAGAGGAGGAGCUGUCCACUUCCUUGAAGAGGAGUGUCUACAUCGAAAGUCGGAUAGGUACCAGCACCAGCUUCGACAGUGGCAUUGCUGGGCUCUCUUCUAUCAGUCAGUGUACCAGCAGUAGCCAGCUGGAUGAAACAAGUCAUCGAUGGGCACAGCCAGACACUGCCCCACUACCUGUCCCGGCAAACAUUCGCUUCUCCGUCUGGAUCUCAUUCUUUGAGAUCUACAACGAACUGCUUUAUGACCUAUUAGAACCGCCUAGCCAACAGCGCAAGAGGCAGACUUUGCGGCUAUGCGAGGAUCAAAAUGGCAAUCCCUAUGUGAAAGAUCUCAACUGGAUUCAUGUGCAAGAUGCUGAAGAGGCCUGGAAGCUCCUGAAAGUGGGUCGUAAGAACCAGAGCUUUGCCAGCACCCACCUCAACCAGAACUCCAGCCGCAGUCACAGCAUCUUCUCAAUCAGGAUCCUACACCUUCAGGGGGAAGGAGAUAUAGUCCCCAAGAUCAGCGAGCUGUCACUCUGUGAUCUGGCUGGCUCAGAGCGCUGCAAAGAUCAGAAGAGUGGUGAACGGUUGAAGGAAGCAGGAAACAUUAACACCUCUCUGCACACCCUGGGCCGCUGUAUUGCUGCCCUUCGUCAAAACCAGCAGAACCGGUCAAAGCAGAACCUGGUUCCCUUCCGUGACAGCAAGUUGACUCGAGUGUUCCAAGGUUUCUUCACAGGCCGAGGCCGUUCCUGCAUGAUUGUCAAUGUGAAUCCCUGUGCAUCUACCUAUGAUGAAACUCUUCAUGUGGCCAAGUUCUCAGCCAUUGCUAGCCAGCUUGUGCAUGCCCCACCUAUGCAACUGGGAUUCCCAUCCCUGCACUCGUUCAUCAAGGAACAUAGUCUUCAGGUAUCCCCCAGCUUAGAGAAAGGGGCUAAGGCAGACACAGGCCUUGAUGAUGAUAUUGAAAAUGAAGCUGACAUCUCCAUGUAUGGCAAAGAGGAGCUCCUACAAGUUGUGGAAGCCAUGAAGACACUGCUUUUGAAGGAACGACAGGAAAAGCUACAGCUGGAGAUGCAUCUCCGAGAUGAAAUUUGCAAUGAGAUGGUAGAACAGAUGCAACAGCGGGAACAGUGGUGCAGUGAACAUUUGGACACCCAAAAGGAACUAUUGGAGGAAAUGUAUGAAGAAAAACUAAAUAUCCUCAAGGAGUCACUGACAAGUUUUUACCAAGAAGAGAUUCAGGAGCGGGAUGAAAAGAUUGAAGAGCUAGAAGCUCUCUUGCAGGAAGCCAGACAACAACCAGUGGCCCAUCAGCAAUCAGGGUCUGAAUUGGCCCUACGGCGGUCACAAAGGUUGGCAGCUUCUGCCUCCACCCAGCAGCUUCAGGAGGUUAAAGCUAAAUUACAGCAGUGCAAAGCAGAGCUAAACUCCACCACUGAAGAGUUGCAUAAGUAUCAGAAAAUGUUAGAACCACCACCCUCAGCCAAGCCCUUCACCAUUGAUGUGGACAAGAAGUUAGAAGAGGGCCAGAAGAAUAUAAGGCUGUUGCGGACAGAGCUUCAGAAACUUGGUGAGUCUCUCCAAUCAGCAGAGAGAGCUUGUUGCCACAGCACUGGGGCAGGAAAACUUCGUCAAGCCUUGACCACUUGUGAUGACAUCUUAAUCAAACAGGACCAGACUCUGGCUGAACUGCAGAACAACAUGGUGCUAGUGAAACUGGACCUUCGGAAGAAGGCAGCAUGUAUUGCUGAGCAGUAUCAUACUGUGUUGAAACUCCAAGGCCAGGUUUCUGCCAAAAAGCGCCUUGGUACCAACCAGGAAAAUCAGCAACCAAACCAACAACCACCAGGGAAGAAACCAUUCCUUCGAAAUUUACUUCCCCGAACACCAACCUGCCAAAGCUCAACAGACUGCAGCCCUUAUGCCCGGAUCCUACGCUCACGGCGCUCCCCUUUACUCAAAUCUGGGCCUUUUGGCAAAAAGUACUAAGUCUGUGGGGAAAGAGAAGAGCAGUCAUGGCCCUGAGGUGGGUCAGCUACUCUCCUGAAGAAAUAGGUCUCUUUUAUGCUUUACUAUAUAUCAGGAAUUAUAUCCAGGAUGCAAUACUCAGACACUAGCUUUUUUCCCACUUUUGUAUUAUAACCACCUAUGUAAUCUCAUGUUGUUGUUUUUUUUAUUUACUUAUAUGAUUUCUAUGCACACAAAAACAGUUAUAUUAAAGAUAUUAUUGUUCACAUUUUUUAUUGAA